Molecule: messenger RNA, 2733 nt
Organism: Salvia miltiorrhiza (redroot sage)
Lineage: Eukaryota; Viridiplantae; Streptophyta; Magnoliopsida; Lamiales; Lamiaceae
Exons: 4
Coding region: 31-2733 (900 amino acids)
Source: RefSeq, a predicted model, not a curated record
UUAGUGAUAAUUAAGAAGAGAAGAAAAAGAAUGUCGAGAGAGAAAGAAGGAGAAAUGGAGAAGGAGAGUAUUCCUCAUAUAUUUCAUCAACACCCGCUGAGUUUGAUCCCCAACCGGGCCGCGGAAACUGAUAAUUCUUGGAGCACUUGGUGUUAUGGUUGUUGGAGAUACUUUUUACCAGGAGAGGCAGCCUAUGGAUGCAGCCAAAAGUGUGGAUUUCCUUGGGCAUUACACAAAGAAUGCAUGGAAAUGCCGAGAGAGAUCCGCCAUCCUCUCCACCCUUCACAUUCACUCACACUACAAAACUCUUUACAUGGCGCUACCGCCAGAUCAUGUGCAGUUUGUGAUGAGUCUGUGUACGGGCUGUGGUAUAAAUGUAGUGGGGGAUGUAAGUGGUGGAUCCACUUGGGAUGCACAGGGGAUUUUGAAGCGGCAGUAGUUGAUGAUUCAACAAUGAAGCACCCAAGCCACCCUCAACAUCAACUAAUCAAGAAUACAAGAUCGUGCUCCUUCCCCUGCGAUGCUUGUGGUGCCACUCACAAAGGGAACGCCUACAUCUGCACCCUUUGCAACUACUGGAUACACGAGAGCUGCGCACUCUUGCCGGUGUCUGCGCACUUCCCUCAUCAUCGCCCCGACCACUCUCUCUCACUUGCUUUUAAUCUGCCAUAUGAGUACAUCAAAUAUGAAUUUGUGUGUGCUAUAUGCAGCGAAACUUUGCCAAUGAGACGUUGGGUCUAUCAUUGCCAGCUUUGCAGAUAUGUUGUCCAUAUCAACUGCGCCACCAACACAUCCUCCCUCUCACUUUCGAAUUCAUCUAAUAAUGAAAAUUUAGUUGAUGAUGUGAAAGACAUUACCAAGGGUCCAAUAGAUGACAUAUAUGAGGAGAUUGUCAGAUCAUUCGUUAAAAGAGAGAGAGGCCAAAUUUCCAUCCCUCAUGAUCAUGACAAUCAGAAGACGUGUGACAAAUACAGGUUCCCCAAUCACCCUCAUCUACUAAGUUUUACUAUAUUUUCAUCUUCACCGCCCUGCUCCUCAUCUCAUCAUCACAACCAAAAAGAAGAAGACGACGAUGAUGACGAUGACGAUGAUGAUGAUAGCAUUCCAAUAUCAGGACUAAUAUGUGAUGGGUGCACAUUGCCCAUACAUAAAAAGAAGCAAACAGAUGAUGAUGAUGAUGAUGAGUACGAGAAUGGUUAUAUGAGUUGUGAUGAAUGCAAAUACUUUCUCCACUUGUCCUGCUUUAACUUACCACCACACCUCCCAUCUCUUCCACUCCACCCCAUCCAAAAUCACAAUCUUACACUUCGAAAUGCUGGCAAACUAACAGAUUGGGCAUUCUGCAGGGUUUGUGAGGGUUAUACGAAUGGGCUCUUUUAUGAGUGUACCCAGUCCGAGUGCUACUUCACUAUAGACAUCAAUUAUAAACAGGGAUUAUUAUACAAAUGCAACAGUUGCAGAAUCUGCGUGUGUUGUGAAUGCAUGUUGCUACCAUCACGCAAUAAACAUAGAUUGGAGAAACACUACUUGUGGUUGACAUAUGAUGCGUAUAUUAACCGUCCUGGUGAGUUCUACUGCAGCAACUGCGAAGACCAAAUGAAUCCUAAUAGCUGGAUGUAUCAUUGUCGAGACUGCGAUCAAUCCUUUCAUCCUAAAUGCAUUCCUGCUACGUCGGGUGAGUAUAGAAACAUCAAGUAUGUGAUGCAGCAUGAUACUUUUACCUUGUUUGUGCGUCAUGGGGGUGGGUUUGAACCAGUUUAUGGUGCAGAUCACUAUGUUGGGGGUGUGAUUGAGAUUAGGUCUCGUCUUGAUCCUGACUUAUUUGGAUAUUUUGACUUAACUGAAAUCGUAGAACAAAUAGGGUACACGAAAUGGGCUGAUAUUUGGUGGAGAAUACCUGAAACUAGUACCUAUAAGACUAUAAAUGCAGACAGGCAGGUUAUGGAACUUUUAGGUCAUCUAGAGUCUGACCAACGGGUACUAACUGUCUAUGUUGAGGGAGGGGAGAUGGGAAACAAUGAUGAUGCUAUUGAUUUAGGUCAGGACAAUAAAAUGGGGGAUGUUGAUGGGCAGGCUGAUGCUUUAGGUGUUGAAGGGCAGGGUAUUGAGGUGCAGGCUGCUGAUUUAGUUGUUGAAGGGCAGGGUGUUGAGGGGCAGGGGGUUGAAGGGAUAGAGGGUGGAGAUGGGGAGGGUCCUCUAGAUGAUAUGAGUGAAGAUGAUGAUGACUAUACCCCUUCUAUUGAUUCAGCAUUGGAUGGUUUAGCAGAGGAUGAGCUAGUGAGUGAUGAUGAGGAAUAUGUCCAGUCAAGAAGGAACUUAGCAAACAAGCCCAAUGUUUUUGAGCUCAUUGAUGACAAUGUUAGGACAGAACAAGAUUUGGUAGGUGAAGUAAAUGUAGAAUCUGAAUAUGAUGCUAGUGAAGGGGAUGUUGACUCAUCUGAAACUGAUGAGGAGGGAGUUGUUGUUAGAGGUAAACCAAAGAAGCUACUUUAUAACCCUAAGUGUAACCACAAGGACUUAGAUCUCUGUCUAGGCCUUAGAUUUCAAGAUGGCUGGCAAUGCAGAGAGGCCAUUCAGGCUUGGGCAAUUGAGAAUCACAAGCAUGUCCAUUUCAAGAGGGUGUCAGGGGAGUUUUGUGAGGCAUUUUGUAAGAAAGGGUGUCCUUGGAGGAUUUAUGCAAGUAGAGUCAGUGGGGAUGGAUCUUUCAAGAUCAGGUGGAGGGGUAUGUUGUGA